AUGGCUGCCCUCAGACCUCUGGUGAAGCCCAAGAUCCUCAAAAAGAGGACCAAGAAGUUCACGCCCCACCAAUCAGAUCGUUAUGUCAAAAUUAAGCAUAACUUGCACAAGCCCAGAGGCAUUGACAACAGGGUGCGGAGAAGAUUUAAGGGCCAGAUCUUAUUGUCCAACAUUGGUUAUGGGAGCAACAAGAAGACAAAACUCAUGCUGCCUAGUGGCUUCUGCAAGUUCCUGGUCCAAAAUGUCAAAGAGCUUGCAGUACUACUAAUGUACAACAAAUCUUACAGUUUAGAAACUGCUCACAGCAUUUCCUCCAAGAACCGCAAAGCCAUUGUGGAGAGAGCAGCCCAGCUGGUCAUCAGCGUCACUAAUACCAAUGCCAGGCUACAUAGUGAAGAAAAUGAAGAGACAGUUCAUUUAGCUCCUUGGAUAGCAAAACAAAUUAUGAGAGUCUUUCAAGAGGAACAGGAUGUAGAACCUCAAGGAGACCGAUGUGUUCGUUUUAAUCAUUUUGACACCAAUAUUGUAACAUCCCCACCCCCAAUUUUGCAUGACGCCUCUGAAGAGAAUCAGCGAUUUCAUCUAAUCUCCUGGUUUUACUAA
Chrysochloris asiatica (Cape golden mole) is the source of this 603-nucleotide messenger RNA. RefSeq names its product 60S ribosomal protein L32-like. Lineage: Eukaryota; Metazoa; Chordata; Mammalia; Afrosoricida; Chrysochloridae. Gene Ontology annotation, cellular component: ribosome; cytosolic large ribosomal subunit. Bases 1 to 603 code for a protein of 200 amino acids. Gene Ontology annotation, molecular function: structural constituent of ribosome. Gene Ontology annotation, biological process: translation. The record is from RefSeq and is a predicted model, not a curated record. The transcript is spliced from 3 exons.